This is a messenger RNA of Phyllostomus discolor (pale spear-nosed bat), 3020 nucleotides long. Its product is annotated as zinc finger protein 256-like. NCBI's taxonomy places the organism in Eukaryota, Metazoa, Chordata, Mammalia, Chiroptera, Phyllostomidae. Gene Ontology annotation, cellular component: nucleus. The transcript has 3 exons. Bases 333 to 2000 code for a protein of 555 amino acids. Gene Ontology annotation, biological process: regulation of DNA-templated transcription. The record is from RefSeq and is a predicted model, not a curated record.
GGGCAGAAACUACAUUACCCAGAAUUCUGGGCAUAAAAAUGCCACCGCACUAAGCCAAUGAAGGCUCAGAAUAGGCGUUUCCGGUUGGCCACUUUUGUUGGGUGGGACUACAGUAGUCCUCCUGGCGGGCGUUUCGUCUUGUCAGUUUUGUCUCAGGCGAUCAGGAGGAUCUUGUCUCUUGUCCCACAGUCCAGUUGAAAAGGCCCAAGAGUGGUGGUCCCCACUACACAGCCACAGGUCUGAGUCUCGGCGACGUCGCCCAGGAGACCGGUGCCAGGCCCAGGACUGGGGCCGCCGUGUCCGGGGCCUCUUUCUAGCCUGCAGCUCCCGCUAUGCUCCACCCUCAGAGUUCGAUGGCGGCGGCCACGCUGAGGCGCCCGGCACGGGUCGGUGUGACCUUGGAGGAUGUGGCCAUCUACUUUUCCUUGGAUGAAUGGCACCUCCUUAAUGAAGCUCAGAGAUGCCUAUACCUGGAUGUGAUGCUGGAGAACUUUGAACUUAUCUCCUCGCUGGGAUGUUGCUGUGGAGCAGAGGAUAUGGAGGCAUCCAUUGAACAGAACGUUUCUGUAAGAGUGUCACAGGUAAAGAAUCCCAAGGUGUCUUUAUCUUCUCAGAAAUGCCACCCCUGUGGGAGUUGUGCACCAGUUUUGAGAGACAUUUUUCACUUGGUUGAGCAGCAGGGAAUACAACACAGCCAGAAACUGUUGAGGUGUGGGGCAUGUGCAAAAUAUUUUUAUUUCAGUGCAAAUUAUCACCAGCGCCAGGAGCAGCACCUGAGAAAGAUGUCUUUUGUAUGCAGAGUGGACAGAGUCCCUCUGGCAAAAAGCAGCAAUUUUCACAUAUCAAGGAAAACUUUUAUUGCCAAAGACGUUGGGAAGAACUCAGAAAAUCUCCAGCAAAAAGCUACUCAAAUUAGGAAUAGGCCAAGUAAAAUUUCUCUGUUUGGAGUAACUUUUCAAGGAAGAAAAAAUCAUCACACCUGGAGGGAAUGCAAGAAAGCCACUGUUCGCAAGCACAGUCUCUUACAGCACCAAGGUAUCCAUAAUGGAAGAAAGUGUUUUGUGUGCUCUGAAUGUGGAAAAUAUUUUACCACAGUAUAUGGCCUCCGUUGUCAUGAGCGAGUUCACACAGGAGAAAAACCUUAUGAGUGCAGUGAAUGUGGAAAGUUUUUUACCACAAGCAGUAGCCUUGGAAAACAUCGGAGAGUUCAUCCUGGAGAAAGGCCUUAUGAAUGCAGUGAAUGUGGGAAAUCUUUUACAAGCAGUCCAGGCCUCCAUUGUCAUCAGAGAGUUCACACAGAAGAAAAGCCUUAUGAGUGCAAUGAAUGUGGGAAGUCUUUUACCAGUAGCAGUAAACUCUGUUAUCAUGAGAGAGUUCACACUGGAGAAAGGCCUUAUGUGUGCCGUGAAUGUGGGAAAUCCUUUUUCUUUAGGUGUCGCCUCCGUUAUCAUGAGAGAUUUCACACUGGAGAAAGACCUUUUGUGUGCAUUGAAUGUGGAAAAUCAUUUACCAAUACGAGGAAACUUCGUUUUCAUGAGAGAGUUCACACUGGAGAAAGGCCUUAUGAGUGUCGUGAAUGUGGGAAAUCUUUUACCAGUAGCAGUGGCCUCUACUAUCAUCAGAGAGUUCACACAGGAGAAAGGCCAUAUGAGUGUAGUGAAUGUGGGAAAUCUUUUCAAAGGAACUCUGACCUUCGUCGUCAUCAGAGAGUUCACACUGGAGAAAGGCCUUAUGGGUGCAGUGAUUGUGGGAAAUCUUUUACCAGUAGUACUGGUCUUCGUUAUCAUCAGAGAGUUCAUAAGGGAGAAAGACCUUAUGAGUGUCGUGAAUGUGGGAAAUCUUUUACCAGUAGCAGUGGCCUCUACUAUCAUCAGAGAGUUCACACAGGUGAAAGACCUUAUGAGUGCAGUGAAUGUGGAAAAUCUUUUGUCCAUAUCGGUAACCUUCAUUAUCAUGAGAGAUUUCACACUGAGAAAAUGCCUUAUGAGUGCUGUGAAUAGAAAAAUCUUUUACCAGUAGCCAUGGCCUUCAUUGUCAUUAGAGAGUUCACAUAAUACCAAAGUUUUUCUGAGUGCAAAAAUGUGGAAAAUCUUUUACCCUUGUAGCCGUACUUUUGAUUAUCAGAGAGGUCACGCACGAGAAAGGCCUUAUGAGUGCAUUAAAUGUGGGAAACCUUUUACCCAGUAGCUGUGGCCUCUUUUACCAGAGAGUUCAUACUGGUGAAAGGCUUCAAGCAUGAAGUAAAUGUGGGAAGUUAUUUAGCCAUAAAAUUAUGUCUCUUGAGAUUGAAUAGUUCACACCCUGAAGUGCUUAGAUUUUAGGGAGUGUGUUAGUGUCUUGUUCAGUGCAAUGACACUAAAGGAAACUCUGAAUAGCCAUCCAUCUGAGUUGAACUUUAUACAAAUGUUCCCAGUGUGAACAUUUGUCAUGAGUUUCAUGUUUAAGUUUUAAAGAAUCUAACAAAUUAUGUUGUAAACUGACUAUAAUUUUUUGCUUUCUUACCAGUGGUGUGUGAUAGGUCCAUUUUUGCCAACCUACCAAACUGUUGAUUUAUUUAAAUUUUAUUAAUUUUAGCUUUUUAAAUAAGUAUAUUGUGUUUUCUUUUUGCUGUUUUAAUUGCAUUUUCAGAAGGAUUCAUGACAGACAUUUUUAGUCAUGAUAAAAUGACUAAAAAUGCUCAUUAUGAUGAAUAUUUAGUACUGAUGUUUUUAGUAAAAUGUGUGCUCACAUGAUUUGCCUAUUCUUUUAUAAAUUUGAGCUAUUCUCCUUUAAAAAAUUGAACAGUGGAACAACAGAUAUGUUACAAUGUCAUUCAUUUUAAUUGCUUGAGUAACAGACAUAACUCUUACUUUCCAGAAUAAUUGUUUUCAAUACUGGAAAAUUUAAAAAAUUUUUUGGUAUACAUAAUGCUGUAGGUACUUACCAUACACUUUGAAGAAUCUGCAUUAAUACACUGCAUGAUUUUUAUAAGUUCAAACGUUUAGUAAUAUAAUAAAGACUUGCUUUUUAGUAUUCACCCA